AUGUCUUCGUUCGUUGCCGCACUGCGGCCGUUUUCACAUUCUUUAUGUAAAACCUCAACUCGAACACACAUUAUGUACAAAAAUCCGUAUAUUACACGUUUCAAAGAGCGAUCAAAAGUUUCUCCAGAUCAUUUUAAAAAGGGUACCGGACUUACUGGAUUAUUUGUUAAUGAACAUCCACAUCACUCACUUAACGUUGUGUAUGGCAGGAUUUUAAGAAUUCUGCAGUCGAUGCCAGAAUCUGCAGCUUAUAGAAAAUAUACAGAAGAAAUUGUGAAACGACGCCUCGCUUUAGUAGAACAAGAACCAGAUAUUCAAAAGCUUGAGGAAAAAAUCGGAAUGGGUCAGAUUGAAGAAGUCAUUCAACAGGCUGAGUAUGAAUUACAAGCAGCCCGAGCAAUUCUUCAAAGUAAAGCUUGGGAACCACUUGUGGAGAAGCCGCCAGAAGACCAGUGGAAGUGGCCGAUAGUUUAG
Molecule: messenger RNA, 474 nt
Organism: Enterobius vermicularis (human pinworm)
Lineage: Eukaryota; Metazoa; Nematoda; Chromadorea; Rhabditida; Oxyuridae
Source: the annotation of a GenBank genome assembly